This is a messenger RNA of Dovyalis caffra, 753 nucleotides long. The record is from the annotation of a GenBank genome assembly. NCBI's taxonomy places the organism in Eukaryota, Viridiplantae, Streptophyta, Magnoliopsida, Malpighiales, Salicaceae.
AUGGACCUGCUCGUACCAAAAGAACGCAACAUCCUAUCAUGGCUCCAAGAUUUGAUAAAAGGGUAUGAUGUUACGUACUUUAGAAUAUCCAGUCACGAAAGCCGCGGAGGAUCUCUAGCAACUCCAGAAAGGGAGAGUAGGAAAGUUGUCUGGCACGAAAGUGAGACCAGUGAGGGACAAAAUCGCAUAAGAGAAGAAAAAGCAGAGGAUAUUAGUUUUUUCUCUCGUCUCCUUUUGGCCAUCUCUUAUGCCAUUUUGUCCACCGUUGAUGCCAUCCAUCAAUUCACAGUCUUCAAUUUAUUGCAAUGCAUAAUCAUUGACACUAAGGAGCAUAUACGAGCAGUAGAUCCUCCUCAAGGAAAUUUGGUGCACCAUAGGAAUCUCCCUCGAAGAUUCGACACGUACCCCAUCGGAAUUUUCUUAGAAAGAGGCGUCAGUGGAGUCUGCCCAGAAAGCUCUUCGACAUUACUCUCCAACCCUUUGAUACAAUCGCAGCCACUGAGGCGAAAUUACUUCUUGUUAUACGUUGAAAGGAAGGACGAAGACGAUAACAAAGUUACAAAACCAGAAAGAACGAAGUAUAAGACGGAGAAUAUGCUCAAGUUCGAUAUCGGCGAAGAGGAACGUGGAUUCCAUGGAGUGAAAGAAGAAAGAUUCAGAUUGCCUGGGACAAAAACGCAUAGGAUAUAUAGGGCAAAGGGGGGCAAGGCAAGAGGAAUUUUUGAAGAAAUGGGGAAAGCUAAGCAAAACUAA